GGGGAUUAUAAUCCGUGCGCUAGAGGGCAGUUGCUUUAGCGGGUGGGGCUCCAAGGUGCGCGCGCACCGUUACAUAACGGCAACGGAGGCUGUGAGAGCGCGCGCAGCGGCAGGUGCGGGGCGCGGGGCGAUCGAUGCGCGCCCGGGGGGAGUCAGUCGAGCGGCGAGCGAGCGACAUGGCGGCGCGCCCACCCCGCGCGGCGGCCCCGCGGCCCGGGCCGCGCGAGUAGGUCGCCAUGCGCGAUGCGGUAUGAGGCAGCGCCGCGCCCGGCGGGCCGGCCCCCGCUAGCGGCGCCGCCCCCGCCAUGCGAGCGCCGCCGCUGCUGCUGCUGCUGCUGAUGGCGGCCGCGGGCUUGGCCGUGAGUCCGCUCGCGCGCCUCAACCCCUGGCUGAGCGCGUGCGACCUGGAGGAGGAGGGCGCGGGCGGCGUGCGCGAGUGCGGGGGCGCGGCGUGCGGCAGCGGCGGCGGCGCGCCCGACGCGCUGACGGCACGCGACGUGCCGCACCUGUGCGCGCUGGGGGCCGGUGCACGCGCGCGUCGCCUCGCCGAGCUGCGGCUGCGCGCCUGCUGCGAGCGCUCGCCCGCCUCCGCACUCGACCGCGGCGCGCGCGCCGACGUCCUGGCCGGCGGCGAGCGCUGCGAGCGGACGCUGCACGACCUCCUCAGCCUCGACGCGAUGGUCGCGCGCGUGCACUGCGACUUCGUCGACAUCCUCAGUCGCUACGACUGCGACCAGUCCUACUCCGUACACACGUGUUACGAGUGCCAGGAGACAUACCGGCGGUGGGCGUGCAGCACAAUGGUGCCUCUAUGGGUGGAGGAGGGCGCGGAGGAGGGCGGCGAGGAGGGCGGGCGGUCGCGGCGCGCGCCGGCCGAGCAUGCAGCGCGGUGGCGCGCGCGGCACCUCGAGCGCGUCGGCCACCUGGACCGGCGGCGCGCCGGCGGCGUCGUAGGCCGCUGGGUGCGCGCCGCCGCCGCCGGGCCCGGCCGGCCCCUCGCCAGGCUCAAGCCCUGCCUCUCUGUCUGCCAGCUCGUCGAGCAGCACUGUCCCUACUUCCUGCCGGCGGACCGCGCGCCUGCCUACCCCACACAGUACGCGGGAGAGCCCACGUUCCUAUGCCUCGAUCCGCGCAUUCCGGAGACGGGUGCGCAGGCGAACAAGUCCAACUACGGACCGGACGAGUGCUGCUACUGGUACUGCGAGGGGCGGCUGUGCUACCGGUGUGAGGCUCGGCUGAGCGAGCAGCCGCGUCCAGAGGCGGAGCGGUGCGCGCCAGUGGAAGAGCGCGUACCCUCAUGCUCAGUGCCAUACCAAACUCCAUCGUUGGCAAACCGUGUUCCCCCACCCUGCACAGCCCUCCUUCUCCUCGCGCUACUCCUAGCCGCGCUCGCACGGACUCCUUGGACGCUUCGCAUGCCUCUAGUGAAUGUGCGCGAUUCGAGGUUAUAGUUUUACGUUAAAGUGCGUCGCACCGCCACGUCCCACGAUCGUCGGACUGCGAUCGGAACCUCUAUUAGUGCUGUACUUAUGAUAAUAAAUUACGUGCGAUUACGAGUUCGAUGAUACGCGUGUUUCGCGGCGCCGGUCGGUGAACCGCCGUCUCCGCGAACGCGACGUCGUUAUAGACUGUAAGGUAUUUUGUGGCAGAUAGUUCGACCCAAGUUAUAGAAACACCAAAUGCUCUGAAGAGGAAACAUAAGCAUUUUAUUUCAUAAGCACUGUUAGCCGCCGAUGAUCCGGCCAAUAUGUUAAUGUUUUCGGCACAAAUGUUUGUAAACAGAAUAUAAACACCUAAUUUUACGUUUGUUGAUGAUGUUAUUAAUGUAAUUUUUAUUGAGUUCUACUUUACCUGUGUCAUGAAAGUUCAUCGCCAAUUUUAAUAGUUUUACUUGAUUUUUUUAAUAAAUCAAUUUUAUCUUAAAAUUGUAUCGAAAUAAUUUAAAAAACAAAACAGAAACGUCAAAGUGUAGUUUAUAUUAAACUCAUGAGAUGUUAUAAUUUACAUAGUUACCAAAGGCAAACUCCAGUCAGUUUUACCUACGGAAGUAAGUUCUACCACUUUACUGGCUUAUUAAAAAUACAUGGACCCAAAGUCGUCCUCACAUACGAAACUGACUUGAAGUACCGUGUUUCUUUAAAAAAAUAUUGGAAUCUGUUUCUAGAGAAUUAUUUUUGUAUUGCAUUGAAAAGAUGAUGAAGGCAAGGAAGGGGCGAAAACGGUGCAUCAUCAUUUCGACAUAUUUAAUUUGAAUAAAAGUAUUUUGGUAAUACGAUAUCACGCUUGGAUUUUAUAUAAAAUGAAGACAAAUUACUUACACGUUACAGUCUGUGCCAAUUCAACGACCAUAGUUCUAGCUCCGUUGUCGCUCUUGCCAGCCAGCUGUUUACGAAAGCCUAAUUAGUGAUUGUUCUAUACAUUAUAUUGACUAACUAACUUAGGAUUAAUUAAAAGUAGUUGUUGUUUUGUAAGAAAUAAAAUAUGACUAAUGCAUAUAAUGAAAAUUAUAUGUAAAUAUCCGUCUUAUGAACUUUCAACAUUAUGCAGUUGUAACAUGGUUGAAAAUGAUUUUUAUAUGAAUUAAUUUUAAUAUAUAUAUAUUAUUGUAUAUCGUGUCGAGUAUAUGAUAAUGACGCAACCUUCAACAUGG
Messenger RNA from Chilo suppressalis (striped riceborer), 2650 nucleotides. NCBI's taxonomy places the organism in Eukaryota, Metazoa, Arthropoda, Insecta, Lepidoptera, Crambidae. The record is from the annotation of a GenBank genome assembly.